Messenger RNA from Spodoptera frugiperda (fall armyworm), 6219 nucleotides. RefSeq names its product zinc transporter ZIP9 (gene Zip102B). Gene Ontology annotation, biological process: transmembrane transport; zinc ion transport. Lineage: Eukaryota; Metazoa; Arthropoda; Insecta; Lepidoptera; Noctuidae. The record is from RefSeq and is a predicted model, not a curated record. Gene Ontology annotation, cellular component: membrane. The transcript is spliced from 6 exons. Gene Ontology annotation, molecular function: metal ion transmembrane transporter activity. The coding region runs from base 212 to 1093 and encodes 293 amino acids.
UUUGUCGUGUUGUCAAAAGAAAUUGUUCAAUACAAUCCAAAAUUGUAUGUGAAAAAUUAUUUAAUAAAUGAAAUUAACUGUAAACGGUUUUAUUAAUCAACCGGACCAUGUAAAUUAAACAUGCGAUAGCGUGCAAGUACAUUUUCCAAGUCAUAUAUUCAGUGUUAAUCGUACAUAUAGGUUGUAUAUUAUUAAAAAUACAUUUGCUAAAAUGGAUGGAACAUUGGUCCUUCUUUUGCUCGCCCUGGUGAUGCUGGUGGGGUCCUAUGUAGCUGGGAGUAUACCUUUGAAUGUGGCCAUGUCUGAGGACAAGCUUCAAAAAGUAACAGUUUUUGGAGCCGGCCUCCUCGUGGGCACAGCUCUGGCGGUGAUCAUACCUGAAGGAGUUCGUUCCCUGUUCAGCGAACGGUCACAUCCUACGGUAGUAACAAAGGACUUUACAGCGGAGCCACCGAGCCAUGACGAUGACUUACAUUCAGUUAUCGGAGUAUCACUCGUUCUUGGUUUCGUGUUCAUGUUGCUGGUGGACCAGAUGUCCACGAGAUACAACGACCAGAGUAAUCCAGUGGAGAAGAACGUCACCGCCACUGUUGGCCUCGUGGUCCACGCUGCUGCGGACGGUAUAGCUCUGGGCGCGGCGGCGACCACGUCGCACGCUGACGUGGAGCUGAUAGUGUUCCUGGCCAUCAUGCUGCAUAAGGCGCCUGCAGCAUUCGGGCUGGUCACCUUCUUGCUGCACGCCGGACUUGAGCGGAAUAGAAUCCGUAGACAUCUGCUGAUAUUCUCGUGCGCAGCUCCACUACUAGCUCUGCUUACCUACUUCGGUAUUGGAAACGAAAGCAAGCAGACGCUAAGCGACUUCAACGCUACCGGUAUCGCGAUGUUAUUUUCAGCCGGCACAUUCCUAUACGUAGCUACAGUCCACGUGUUGCCAGAAUUGACACACCCCCAAUCCCACACACACACACUCCUACCCAUGCAGGAGGGGGUACCCCCCAAAAAGGGUUUCGGGGGCCUCCUCCUCUCGGAAAUGAUAAUUCUAACCGUGGGCGCGUUAAUGCCCCUUCUCUUAACGAUGGGUCACAAACAUUGAUCUACAAAAAUGCUGGAAGGAUUAUGAUUAGAUUGUUUUUAAAUUAUAGGUAUUUUUUUUGUGUUGGGACCAUUUUUUCUAGGGGAUGAUUCUUGGGUGGACAUUGUUUUUGGAUGUUUGAAAUUAUAUUAUUGUUGGUUAUCAAAAUUAUCAGUUAUAUACUGUUAUAUUCUGUGUACUUUCGUCUUAUUACAUAGAGACUCCCGACAGUCCACUUCUGGACUAUGGGCCUCCUCUACAUAAGAUUGUCAUAAUCGACUGUAUGGUUGCAACUGGCUGCCGCACAACGUGUAGCGGUUCGAUUCCCGCACGGAGCAACUCUUUGUGUGAUCCACAAAUUGUUGUUCCGGGUCUGGGUGUCAUGUGUAUGUGAACUUGUAUGUUUGUAAACGCACCCACGAGAGACGGAGAAAAUCCUAGGCAACGAUUUUUUUCUAAUCUCCGCACUUGGCAGACGGGUUGGAGAUCAAAAUGGGUGCUACAUACAAUAAUAUAUGCAUUUCGUGCUACUCAAUUGAGAAACCAUGUCAGGUAUACAAUAGAAAAUUAUUUAAAAAAAAUACAUAUUUUUUAUGAAAAAUAAGUUCAGUAUAAUUAUCCCCAAGGAAUCACCCCUGUUGUUAGCUUUUUGUAUAUUUUUGCUUUACACAAUUUGACUUAGUAUCGGUCUAAUCAAAAAUGAUUUAUUUAUUUAUUUGGAAAAACAUGCAUAAUUUUACAGCUUAAGCCAAUACAUUAUACAGUUAAAAUGUUGAAAAUUUACAACAAAGAAAAAAGAAAUACAAUAUUUUUAAUUACUUAAAACUAAUUCAUCAGCCAUCCAUCUUCUCUCUAAACCAAACAUUCGCGACAUACAUCCUUCCAUCUCGCUGCGAACAAAUCACACUCUGGUGCGGACGUCAAGAGAGCAUGAUUGUUUUAUAUUUAAAGUACUAGUUUUUACUAGUUGCUGCGCUUGUGUUAUCGGAAUAGAAUGUGUUAUUCCAAACUAUAAUCUAUCUUUGUGCCAAAUUUCAUUCAAAUCCGUUCAGUAGUUUUUGCGUAAGAGUAACGAACAUACAGUCUCACAUUUAUAAAUAACUGGCUACUUCCACCCGGUUUCAUCCACUCUGCUCGACUCCUAUCGGGUCUGGGUGUCAUGUGUAUGUGAACUUGUUUCUCUGUAAACGCACCCACGACACGGGAGAAAAUAGUACUACGUCAAAAAACUAUGAUAUGAGAUUAAAAAAUCUAAUAUUUAUAUGUGCACUAUGUAUAUGUUAAAAAUAUAAAACAAUCAUUUUUGAUUAGACAUAAGAAAAGACAAGAAAUGUAAUACAUAUACGAGUAUAUAUUGCAACUGAUUAUAAUUAUUUUUAUAAUAAUUAUACAUAAUAUAAUAAUAUUAUUGUAAUAAAGGUGCUUUUAAACGAGCAAUAUAAUGACUGACAAUAUUGCAAAUAUUGCCAGCAAUAUUGCAAUUUUUAUAACUCGGUUAUUGCAGAUUGCAGAUUUAGACACCACUGACAAACGGUGUAGGAAAACAUCGUGAGUAAACCUAGGUUUAUAAUUUCUGAUUAUAAGUUUGAAAUUGACAACCCGCAUUGAGCAAGCGUGGUGAUUAAUGCUCAAACCUUCUCCGUGUGAGAAGAGGAUUUUGGUCACCAGUGGCCACUUAUAGGCUGCUGAUGAUGAUGAGGUAUCUAUAAAUUGCUCAUUUAGAAGCACCCAUUAAAGAUCAACAUAGCAAUAAUAAUUCCCUACAAAAUAUGAGUAAUUCUUAUUAAUACAACUUAAUAUCUAAAAUGUAUCGUCGUGAGCUAAUGUUCACAUGUAAACAGCAGCUCAUGUAGUGUAGAUGUCCAGUCAACAAGGAUGCAGCGAGGUUGACUGUCCAGGCGACACACGUACUUAGGUAUCGUCAUGAACUAACGGUCACAUGUAAGCCAAAAAUGUUCCCUACUCAUAGUACUCAUGCCCCAAAUAAAUUGACUGUUUUAUGAAAUCAAAUGUUUUUUACAAAUUGCGGACAAAUUGUUGUGCAUAGUAUAAUUUAGUUUAAGUAAUUUUAAUAUAUCUUGGUACUAAAUAAACUUUUUUUUAAGAUUCACAUAUUGCUUUGUUAUAGACUAGCUUCUGUCACCGGUUUCGCUUGCGUUUCUAUGGUAAAAAGUAGUUCCUGUAUUAUUCCAGACUAUAAUCUAUCUCUGUGCUAAAUUUCAUUCAAUUUUGUAUAGUCAUUAUUGAGUUUAUCACUACUAAUAAAAUUCCGUUAUCUGUCACCAUGUAUGCUUAGAUCUUUAAAACUGCGCAACGGAUUUUGAUGCGAUUCUUUUUAAUAAAUAGAGUGAUUCAAGAGGAAGGUUAUAUGUAUAAUUAUCACGUGAGAAGCCGUAGGAAAAAGCUAGUUUAUAUUAAAGUAGUAUGUGUCUACAGCAAGCUCCGAGCUCUAGAGUCUCUGAUUCAAUUCCAGGUCGAGCAAAAUAUUAUUUGGGGUUUUUAAAUUUAGGUAAAUUAUUUUUAAGUAAAAUUGAGAUUGGAAUUAAAAUUUUUGUUAAAGAAAGUUUAAAAUUUUAAAAUGGAAUAUUAUUUUAUAAUUCGUUUUUAGACAUACUGGAUUAACUAAAAAUCACGGUUUACUCACGUAUGUUAAUGUAGAAAACCUCUACUAGUUUCGAGUCACAGAGGGACUCUUAAUCAUGACGUCGCGCAGCCUACUUUUACUAGAAGAGUGUCGAGACGCUUUUCUCCAUUUAUUUAUGUAAGUAAACAGUGAUUUUCAAUUAAUUUAGUUUUUAGUUAAAUUUUACUAGUUAGAUGAGCCGUUAUAGUUUGUUUUAUGAACAGUACAAAUGUCUAUUCUAUUGUAAUAAAUAAUUAGCUAAAAUAUUAAAUUUUAUGCUAAAGUGAAAAGUGAAUAAAAUCAAGAUCGUAAUAUUCAGAUUUUAAUGUACUGAAUAACAUACUUUUUUAUAUUAUAUCGGAUAGCUCUUUUUUAGGAAGGAAAAUCAUCCAAUGGCUUCUCCCGCCUCGGGCGAGGCGAGAUAGUGUCAGAAUCUUACUGACUAAAAACCACCCCGUUCCUACUCCUGCUUUUCGAGCCAGAACCCCGGUAAACCCGGUAGGUUGUCCGCAGCUCCGGAAUAUCGGGUAGCUAAUAGAAAUAUAACAAUAUUCUUUCAUAAAAUCGCAGGCGAGUUCGAAAAAGCCUUUCAAAUUAGUAUUAUGUGCGUUGCUGUAAAAAUGGCCUAAAUGUUAUUCCAAAUUUCAUCUCGAUACCUUCAGCCGUUGUGACGUGAUUGAGUAACAAACAUACACACCAAACUUCCUUUGAUAUUGGGAAGAUUAGCUUUCAAAUAAUUUCAUUAUAAGUAGCGAUCUGACUUAGAUCGAUAUAAAUACGAAAGUAUUUGUUACCGUAAGAAUAUAAAAAAAAUCGUGUCUAGCAAAAAAAAAGCAACGUCACGCCUUUCAUCUCCGAAGAGGUGCCUCUUGAGAGGCGCACAUUACGACACGUAGGUAUUGCCGUGUACACCCACCCAUAUAUACAGUGUACACCCACAUUUGUGUUAUAUUGAAAAAAAUACGUGUCUAAUGUUUUAAAAUAAUUUACAAGACGGACAUUUAAAUAAAAAUUAGUCAUCUACCAUUAAAAUAUUUUAAUACAAUUAGUAAUAAAUAGAUAUUUGUACUGUACAUUUUAAAUGUAAUAAUAGUUUAAAUUAUAUAAAAAUUAAUAACAGUUGUAAUUAUGUCAGGCUGUGUAUCUGAAAGAUUAUUAUUUUUUAAAUAGACAUUUUAUUUUCCCCCCUCCCCUUUUUUAGGUUAGUUUUUUUAGAACAAAAACUUGUGUUAUUUUUGAUUCUGAAAAUUAAGUUUUUUAUUUAUAUCUAGAAACAUCUAGAUUGGAAUUGUCUGCACCAUUUAUUGAUGGGACUACAUGUUUAUGGGAAAAAUUUAAUUAUAUAUCAACUUUAUCAGUAAAAAUAAAUAGCGUUUAUAAUAUAUUACAGUUAUACCUACAAUAGUGAUUGAAUUUGUCUUGUCGCUAUCAAAUUUUGAACUGACUAUAUGUUUUUAUAGUCCAAAGACUAAAAAUUGUUUAAACGGAACGCUCGCAAACGCAAAAAGUUUAAUUUUCAAAAAAUUAAGGAAUUCUAUGUGGUAAUUUUUAUUUUAUGUAAUACAAUAGUUGUAAUCAACUCCUUAUAGGUGCUUUUCCACCAGAGAUGUGCUAUGCAACGUUGCUGUGGAUGCGUUUGGCUCCUACCAAUCAUAUUUAUUGGUACGCAUAGCAUAGCUGAGUUCGUUUCCCCCAUUACGGUGGAAACGAACUCAGCUAAGUUGUAUUAUAUCUAUAAGAUGCGUGCUAAGGAUGGCUUUUCUACUAUUAAUACAUCGCAUACUCGAGCUGCGCAUCUUCAUAGCACAGUUACAUAGCUUAGUAUCAGUGGAAACGGUCACAUAGUUUCACAGAUUAGUUAUUAUAUUUUCGUAGCUUAGCUACAUACUCUAUAUAGCCAUAUCUGGUAAAAAAGCACCGUAAAGCUGAUGUUGCAUGAAUAACACGAAAACUAAAACUAUUAAAAUUAUAACCUUUUUUUUAGCGUUUUUCGGGAGCGUUCCGUUUACACUCUGUAUAAAAUAUUUAUAUCUAAUCUAAAAAAAAAACAAAUCUGCUAAAUCGAAUUUGGCUCUACCAUCGUAAAGAGGUAGGUGAAAAUUAUUCUCGAAAUAAAAUCCCCAAAAGGCUGGCAACGUACUUGUAACUCCUCUAGUGUUGCGGGUGUCCAUGGGCGGCGCUGAUUGCUUACCUUCAGACCCCAUAGUACGAGUUUGUUUUACUUUUAACGAGAGCGUAUUCGGCAUUCUGAUUAGUUGAUUAAUUCGAGCCGGCCAUGGGCGGCGGCGAUUGCUUACCAUCUGGUGAUACGUCUGCUCAAUGAUAAACUCAAUGAUAAACUGGUUUUGUAUAAACAGUUGUGUGUAAUCGUGUAUUUUGGAGAUUGAAAAAUUUAAAUUAAGUUACAUUUCGUUGAUGUGUGUAUGUAUGUAUCAAAAAUAUGUAGUUUUAUGUAAUGUACAUACCUUUUUGUAUAUCUGCACUGUAUUAGAAUGUAAAUAUAAAUAAAGGCUAUAAUUAUUUA